ACGGAUAGUGGAAGCGGGUAGGAAAUGUGACUGGUAGUAUCACACGACAAGAAAUUGCGAGAGAAAUGGACAAAAGUUUAUUUUAAAAAAACAAAGAUUUAAUAAAAAUGUUGAUUGUAAUGUGUUUAAGUUAAAUUGUUAAUUUUGAAAAUAAGUGUAAGAACACGACAAAAAAAAUCAAACAAAUGUCGUAAAAACUCACGAGUGUCAAAUUGUUAAGUAAAACAUAGACAUAUCAAAGAAUUUUUAUCUUGAAUUGUCGUAUGCAAGUAUUUGUGUAAAAGUUUGCAAAAUAACGAAAACGAUAACAUAAAAUAAUACUACCAAUAUUAAAUCAAAAACAAGUAUAAAGGCGUGCGUGUUUUAUCUUCGACAGGAUUAAUUAAGACAAAUACUACGAGGCAAAAGCCGCUUGAUAAAUGAAUAGCUGGCUUAUCAGUAUGAAACAUACCUGAAUGGGUUCAAAGCUUUAACUUUAAAGUUUAAUUGUUUAAUCUAACAUUCUAUGGUUUGCCGAAUACAAUUCUUUGAUUGUGCAAAAAAUGAUAGUAGAUAGUAAGGGUUGCUAAUGUAGUUUAAGAAAGAAUGCAAAUAUUUACAAGCUAUUGUGGCUUGUCAGUUGCUACUAUAGACGAGUGUCUUGAGGUGCACUAAAAUAUAUGGUUACUUGGUUUGGAUUGAAGAACAGGAAUUUAGUUAGUAGAGUCACUAUAUAAUUUUAAAAAAUAGGAGACGAACAAUUUAAGCAAUGGAAGGGCUGUGUAGGGACAGAUAUACGGAAUUACCAGUGACUUUGUUCAGAUUGGUGACAUGCUCUAUGUGCUAUAAAUAUAUUUUCAAUUACGGGAGUGACCUUCAACCACAUUCCCAACAGCCCUGGACUCUUGUGUCGUUAACAGACAGUGAAGUUUAUACACAGAAUCUAUCCAUUGUUGCUGACAUCAGAAAUGCAACUUCAAGAAAUUUAAUAUGUCAUUCUUUGACAGAAGAAGAAUGUACCAAAUGGACUGACUGCUGCUAUGCGUCGAUAUCGUGCUGUGAUGAACAAUUAAGCUCAUCGAAAAGGAAUAAUUCAUAUAAAAAUUAUUGUCCGCGCACUUGGGACGGUUACAGGUGCUUCAAAGACACUGAACCUGGAAGCAGAACGUAUUUCUCGUGUCCGAGUUAUGUUGCACAUAGUGAUGUGUCGAAAAUGGCGUUUAAAGAUUGUAAUGAAAAUGGAACUUGGUGGGUUGAUCCAACAUCAGGGGCGGAAUGGACGAAUUAUUCAUCUUGUGUUCCAAAAGAUAAUCACAAUGUGAUAAUUUAUGUUUCACUGGCAAGCAACAUUGUCAGCUUGGCCAUGCUGAUACCAGCGUGUGUUAUUUUCAUAGCAAUUAGACAAUUACGUGUACAGAAAAGAAUAAAGCUUCAUAUCAACCUGUUUCUCUCAUUUGUCCUACACUGUCUUGUCCUGAUACUGUGGGAUACAAUAGUCUAUCGUGACAGGCUUCAGAACGAAAAACAUGACACAAUCAUGCAUCGAAAUUCGGGCGGUUGCAAAUUUUUGUAUAUUCUCACUCGAUAUGCAAGCACCGUGAACUUUUUCUGGAUGUCAUGUGAAGGUUUUUACCUCCAUCGAUUAAUCGUUCAUGCCUUUGCAACGCCGAAAUCUUUGACUUUCUACUACAUAUUUGGUUGGGUAGUGUCCUGGAUCCCAGCACUCGCUUAUUCCAUUAUUCGGGCCACGACAAAAGAUUUUGAUUCAGAUUGUUGGAUACACAAUAUUGAUGGAUACGAAUGGUUGUUGUAUACGCCGAAUCUCCUUAGCCUCGUUGUAAACAUUAUAUUCCUUGGGAACAUAAUACGAAUACUGUGUUCAAAACUACAGGCGCAUCCAAAUGAACCUAGUAAUUACAGGAAGGCUUUAAAAGCUACGUUUGUAUUGCUCCCUUUGUUUGGACUUCAGCAGUUCGCAGUAAUUUAUAGACCACACACCGGGACGAAAGUAGAUUUCAUCUAUGAAAUUGUACAGACGGUUUUUAUAAAUACACAGGGGGCUAUCGUGUCACUUAUAUUCUGUUUCCUGAACGGAGAAGUUCAUACAUAUCUCAGAAAUUGCAUUGGUCGUCACACGAAACUGGGGUCAUCAUUAAAUUACAAUAGGAAGAGUAGUAUGUCUUCAGCAACGCAAUUCACAUCUGUUGCAUCUGCUAGAAGGGCAACGAAGCAGUACGAAACUUCAGACUCUGCUGGAUAUAUCCCACUUAGUACAAGCAGCACAGCAAAUGAUAUGUCAAACACAAUCAAGUCUACAAAUGGACACGUAACGUUUGCUACUUAAUACACAUGGACGUUUUUUACAACGCAUGUUACGUUUAAUUGCAAGAGAUAUGAAUAUAAUGAAGAGUUUCUUUACGACAUCGUACAUAACCGGUACUGUAAAAAGACGGUUUUAAAAAAGAAAACGUUUUAUGUUAUUUAUUGAAAAAUAAUUUGACAUGAAUAUAUCUCCAUUUGCAUUUGAUGUAUAUGACUGUAUACUUCGUAGUAUUCGAAAAUGUCGUCGUAUAUUUACGUAGUGUUAUUUCAAAGGCAUUCGUACUAAUUGGUUUUGCAUAAUUUGUAUAUGUGUAUAUCUUGGGGCACAACAAUGUACUUUGGAGUGUCUCGAAUUGUUGUAUAAAGGGACAAUGCAAUAUCGUCAUACGAUCACAUCAAAUUACUCAUUGUAUUUUGUUAUAUAGUUACCAUUGUUGUAUCUUUGACAUAAAUGUCAUGUUAAUUUUGCUAAUAUUUAGUUUAAUAUAAUCAUGUAUAAAUAUGUUUGAAACUAAAAAAUGUAACUAUUCCAUUUUUAAAUUAUCUUUUUACCAAUAAAUCUAUUAUUUUUUAUAAAUAAUUAUAGACUAUCAAACUCUGCCUGAGAUUUUCGAAAACAAGUAUAGUUUUAAAAAAUCUAUGUGUACAAAACAUUUCAUCUAAUGUUAUUGCAAUAUGAAACUAGACCACAUAUUUUCAUUUCUUUUCCUAUAAGAAUGGUAUUUGUUAGUUUGAGUACAUUUAACAACUAUUGAAAUAAAAUGAUUCUGAUUUAUG
Molecule: messenger RNA, 3078 nt
Organism: Ruditapes philippinarum (Manila clam)
Lineage: Eukaryota; Metazoa; Mollusca; Bivalvia; Venerida; Veneridae
Product: calcitonin gene-related peptide type 1 receptor-like
Exons: 11
Coding region: 749-2323 (524 amino acids)
Biological process (GO): cell surface receptor signaling pathway; adenylate cyclase-modulating G protein-coupled receptor signaling pathway
Cellular component (GO): plasma membrane
Molecular function (GO): G protein-coupled peptide receptor activity
Source: RefSeq, a predicted model, not a curated record